Molecule: messenger RNA, 1548 nt
Organism: Rubroshorea leprosula
Lineage: Eukaryota; Viridiplantae; Streptophyta; Magnoliopsida; Malvales; Dipterocarpaceae
Source: the annotation of a GenBank genome assembly
AAUUGCCGUCUAGUAAAGUUGAAGCCUUUGAGCUUCGGAGGCCUAAGUCGACCGAUAAUCAUCGUAGAAGUAAGCAAAGAAAUUGCAUCAGAUGAUGUUAAUAUAGGAGAGAUUGUAGAGGAAAUCGAUCAUCCCUGUAAUGUAAAAGAGGGAAAUUUAAUGGAGAUCACCUUGAAAACAAUUGGCCCUGCUCACCCAUCUCGAAGAGUGGAGAGGGCAUGCUGAGGGAGUGCGAGACCGGCCUCCGUGGUUCUUUCUCCAAUCAAAGGAUUAGGUUCUUGAUUUGAGAAGGCUGAUUUUGGAGAGAAAGGCUAACCAGAUGAUAAUUUGAAGCUUAUUUUGCAAGGGAUUGUAUUGCUUGAAAAUGAGAAUGAUGAUGAUAUGUGCAUUAGGCUCAAUGAUGGCAGUGUGAAUCUUGCCUAAAUAUAAAUUAGCGUUUUAUAGUUGUGAGAAAUAUUGAAUGUUUCUAUGUGGAUCUUACUUCUAUUUUCCCAUCUCACCUCACUUUCAUAAUAUUAGCUUGGUGUCCUGGCAAUGUGCAUUUUCAUCAUUUUCUAGAUUUGCUGAUUGUUGGUGCAAAACCAAAGCCACCACCUGUUGAUUUCAUGUUGAUGAUGAUGAUCUGGUACCACUAAAAUGGCAUUGUCAUUGAAGGGAAUUUUGAUGUCUUAAUGCCAACUUUUUGGUUGUUUAUUUCUUUCUUCCUUAAAUGCUGGAAAUCCAGAGGCUUUCAGCUCCCACGGUCCUCAAGUCGAUGGAAAAAGAAGCUUUACUUGGUUUUAUGUAAUAAAUUGAAGCUACCAGGUAAGCCUUAAAGCUGAAUUUAGUUCUUGUUGAGGUUCCAAUUAACAAUCUGCUGGUUGACCCUUGUUAUCUCUUUCUAUAGGUAUCCUGGUUCUUGUUGUGUUAUGGUUUAUGUUGGCACCUAUUGAUCAUAGAUGGGAUCUCAGACCAUUGUUUCUUUUAGUUAUGUGAAAACCAAAUAAAUUGUUUCAGUUAAUAUAAACCCAGAAAUUUCAAAGGGAUUUAGCAAAUCCCUUCUGAAAUCAGUAACGAAGCCCAAAAAUUAUUAACAACACAGAUGAUCUGCAAUAUGUUCACUUGCCUGUUUCAUUCCAUUUAUGUAGAUAUCUUUAAUAAAAAAGAUUAUAUAUAUAUAGCUGUAUUCCUUGCUAUCACUUUUUUUUUUUUAAUUUUUUCUUUUUCAGAUCCUCAGUACUGGCUUUUGCAUCAUUUUCCUGAAUCUUGGACCGUGGCAAACUGGUGACCUGAGUGCAUAUUCUAUCUUCAUUGAAAGCUUCAAAGAGUUCCCAAAGACACUUCCUGCAGAUUGUCUAGAUAGACACAUACGAACAAGUCAGUUCUGGAGCCCGUGAUGCAGCAUUUGUGAUAAUCAAAAUAAUCAUGUUGUAAAGAUUAGUAUCUAGAGAUUGCACAGAAUUUUCAUUGUGAGGCAUAAGCAAGGAAUUUAGUUGACAUAUCCCAAGCUUUCUUACUUUCUUUCUCAUUCCCAAUCUUGAUGGUCAUCAACAAAAGUUCCAUUAUUGA